Messenger RNA from Mucor mucedo, 1040 nucleotides. Its product is annotated as phosphoribosylaminoimidazole-succinocarboxamide synthase. The transcript is spliced from 5 exons. Lineage: Eukaryota; Fungi; Mucoromycota; Mucoromycetes; Mucorales; Mucoraceae. The record is from RefSeq and is a predicted model, not a curated record. The coding region runs from base 89 to 985 and encodes 298 amino acids. Gene Ontology annotation, cellular component: cytoplasm. Gene Ontology annotation, biological process: 'de novo' IMP biosynthetic process. Gene Ontology annotation, molecular function: phosphoribosylaminoimidazolesuccinocarboxamide synthase activity.
CAUCUUUUUUAGGUUUCCAUAAAGGCAAAAAAUCUCUCAAUUUUUUUUUUAUUCAUCUUCUUUCUUUUAUAUUUCUAACAAAACAAAAAUGGCUCUUGUAAACAGUCAUUGUCCUGACCUUAAACUCGUUGCUCGCGGUAAAGUACGUGACUUGUACGAGGUAGAUGAAAAAUCGCUUCUUUUUGUGGCUACAGAUCGUAUUAGCGCAUUUGACGUCACCAUGAAAAAUGCUAUUCCUGGUAAGGGUAAGAUUUUGACCGAAAUCUCCCUAUUCUGGUUUGAUCUUUUAAAAGAUGUUUUACCCAACCAUUUGAUCACGGCUAAUUUUGAUGAGAUGCCAACCAAGGUACAACAAUACCGUGAUCAGUUAGAUGGAAGAUCUAUCUUGGUCAAGAAGAUGCGUGUUGUACCCAUUGAAGCCAUUGUACGUGGUUAUAUUACUGGAUCUGGUUGGUCAGAGUAUAAAAAGAAGGGAACUAUCUGUGAUAUUCCUCUUCCUAAAGGUCUUGUCGAGAGUGAAAAGCUUCCUGAAGUGCUCUUUACACCCAGCACAAAAGCUGAAAUGGGCGACCAUGAUGAGAACAUCCAUCCUACAAAGAUGGUUGAUAUUUUGGGCGAUAAGGCACUUGCCGAAAACAUUACAAAGUCCGCUAUUGCACUGUAUACCAAGGCCAGUGAAUAUGCUGCCACCAAGGGUAUCAUUAUUGCUGAUACCAAGUUUGAAUUUGGUUUAGAUGAAGACAAUAACUUGGUUUUAGUGGAUGAAGUCUUGACACCUGAUUCCUCUCGUUUCUGGCCUGCCAGCAAGUAUGAAGCCGGUCGUACACAAGAUAGUUUUGACAAGCAAUUUGUGCGUAACUAUCUUGAAUCAAUUCAUUUCGAUAAACAAUCAAGUAUCGAGCUCCCCCAAUCUGUUGUGGAUGCUACCAUCGAAAAGUAUAAAGAAGCAUUUUUCCUUUUGACAGGAAGAAAUGUUUCCUUGUAAUUAAUUAAAAUAAAAAAUUUGUAUAAUAAAUGACAGAAUUAGUGUAACCUGAUAA